Molecule: messenger RNA, 4083 nt
Organism: Gallus gallus (chicken)
Lineage: Eukaryota; Metazoa; Chordata; Aves; Galliformes; Phasianidae
Gene: BHLHE23
Product: basic helix-loop-helix family member e23
Molecular function (GO): protein dimerization activity
Source: RefSeq, marked provisional
ACAGCCCGCCCUCAGCGCGGAGCGGCGGGGCCGCCUCCUCCCGGUUCUUCUCGGCGCUGUGGCGGCGGCGGCGGCGGCGAUGGCCGAGCUCAAGUCGCUGGGCGGCGAGGCGUACCUGGCGCUGGCCCCGGGCUACGGCCCGUCGGCUUUCGCUUACGGCGGCGCCGAGGGCCCGCGGGGCGCCUACGCUGGGGGCGGCGGGGCGGACUUCCACCCCGGGGCGCUGGGCAAGUCGGCAGAGAGCAGCGGCGAGCAGAGCGGCGACGAGGAGGACGGCUUCGAGGCCGGCGUGAAGGGCAGCGCGGCCUUCGAGAGGGAGGGCAAGCUGAAGGCAGCGGCGCUGGGCAAGAAGCCCAAGGAGCAGCGCUCGCUGCGCCUCAGCAUCAACGCGCGGGAGCGGCGGCGGAUGCACGACCUGAACGACGCGCUGGACGGGCUGCGCUCCGUCAUCCCGUACGCCCACAGCCCCUCGGUGAGGAAACUCUCCAAAAUCGCCACCCUGCUGCUGGCCAAGAACUACAUCCUCAUGCAGGCGCAGGCUCUGGAGGAGAUGCGGCGGUUGGUGGCCUACCUGAACCAGGGCCAGGCCCUCAGCGCCCCGCUGCCCGCCACCCUCAACCCCUUCGGACAGUCGGCCGUGUAUCCCUUCACCGGCACGGCCUUGCCCGGCUGCCCCGAGAAAUGCACUGCCUUCACAGGAGCCGCCUCCGCGCUCUGCAAACACUGCAGCGACAAGCCUUGACUUCUGCCUUCUUCGGGCUUCUUCUCGGGUUUAUUUUUCUUCUUUCUUUUACUUCCGUGCUUUUUUUUUUUUUUUUCCACUGCCAUCAGCCCCGGCUUCCUACCAUCAGUUAAGUCUGGGUUUUCUUUUUGUUCAUUUCUCUUAUACCUCCCCUGUCCCCUGGACCUCGUAUUGGAAACAUUUGGCCAUUACACCAACCCAAAAAGCACACCCGUUACUAACUUCGUUUAGUUCUGUGCAGCUUCAUCCAUAGAGUCGUUUCCUUCCCGUGCUGUUAGUGGACUGUGCACAUAACAUUUCUGCUUGUGAAGUUCUUGAGCAGUUCUUAAACUGAACUCCAGAAACACAGAGAGGGGGGGAAGAUCUGGUGAUGGAAACCUCAGUGGGUUUUUUGGGCGUGAUUGAUCUGGGUUAAAAACAGCUUAUAAGAAACAAAACCCAGCCCCGAAGCUAUGCAAUGUUUCAGAAUCACACGUAAACUAGGGGUUCCUAUGUAGCCAGAUGGGGUUUGACUGCGCCCACAAAUCCCAGUGCAAAUGUCAUUUGCUCAGCUUGUGGGAGGGAGGAAGUUUGGUGCUCCUGAUAAAAUUACAGAUGCUUCAAAAUAAGAUGCAGUCUCGUGCUUUAAAAGAAAAUAAUUCUUGAACUGGGGGGACUCUUGAUUGUAUGCUAAUGCCUGCUUUUUGCCUGUUUCUCAGCGUGGUUAAGUUUUCCAGGUUUUCCAAAGCCUUUGCUCAUCAUGAUAAACAAACAGAAAAGUCACUUAACAUAUUUAUAUGUAUUUAUAAUAAAUAAAAGACAUGAAUAACUGUUUUCUCUGUCCUACAUGUCUCUAAAGCCAGCUGGUAGUCAGAGCACAGCCCCUGCUGAAGUCAGUUAAAGAGAUGCUGCAGCAGUGCUUCACAGGGGACCAAUGUGAAGUUAGGUGAACAAUCAUACUUUGAAAAGCUUUUGGACAUUCAGCUCCUUAUCAGCAGGGAUUUGGGAUUUCUCUGCAGUUCGUUUCAUGAAUCCCAAGCAUGCAAAAGACACUUGUGCCUGGCAUUUACAGUUACGCACUAUGUAAGUAUGUCAGAUUUAGGUUGUGUAUUUCAGCGCUUGCUGGAGAAUGCCUUUACCCCAGCGCUGGAGCUGUGUUUAAAAGGGCUGCUCUAGCACAGAACUUAGCUCACAGGAUGCUCUUGUGAAACAUGGCAGGGAAGGAAGUUGCUUAAAGACUCUGCUCAUCCCUUUGGCUUGGUUUUCUGUUCUGUCUGCAGCUUGAUCCUAGACCUGCGUGUGGUUUGGACCACUUAAUGAAUGAUUAAAUGAAUAAUCUUGCCAAGUAUCGACUGUGUUAGUGCAAGUUACCAAGCGGGUACCUUGCUGGCCAAGUUUUUAAUGUCCGUGCUGGUUUACUUUGGUUUUGUUUUAUUAUAUUUAAUGCUUUGGUGCCUUGUGUGCUUCACUAAUCAUUAUAUAAUCGUAAUUGAGGUACAUUCAGUGAUUUCUGUUCGGAUCGGAAUACCCGCCCCAUGUCAGAGCAAGCACAUAAACUGGUACAGUUGCAGCCUGAGGGGCUUGAGCUGUCCGUGGCCAUUUGUGUUAGGAGUGGGGUGUAACUAUUUAGGGUUAUUAAACCAAUUUCCAUGGCUGUCGUUAGUGUUAUGCUAAUUUGAAAAGGACUGCCAUCCCUCUAAAGCCGCUUGUCUGCGGCACUUAAUUUUAAUUAAUACCUUUCCAAAAGACUUUUUGUUUUGGAACAUGGAUGCGUGAUUAAGCUUCGUUCACAAGCACAUACUUAAAAUUAGUUCUUGUUCAUUUCCAUUUUUGUAUCUUCGUUUCCUCUUUUUUAACAGGACAGUUUAUCCGUUGUACCUCUGUCAGUAAAGUCUUGAAAUUAUUCUUAAAAGGCAUCUAUGAAGUGAAAGUCAACCAAAACCAAUAUGAAGCACGAAUGACUGGAAGCUGCAAAUCAGCAAUGGUCAUCCGAUAUUUUGCAGUCUGAGUUGUUGUCAGAAACUAUUUGGAGGAGAGGAGAAAAUCAUGAUUUUUAUCUAAAUGUUCAUUAAUUCUGUUUAAAACUAGUGAAAAUCAAGCAGUUGUGAAUAUUUAAAUGGCAAAGGGUUAAACUGUUUGGUUUUCACCAAAACUGAAAUAGUUGAAGUAUGAAGUACUCAACAGCUUAAUAUUAAAUAUGAGUUUGUGCUGGUUAAAAAAUUGUACCAAUGGAAUUUAUAAUUGCUUUUUUCUCAGAUAAUUAUAUUGAAAAGUGUCUCACUGUAAUUUCCAAGCUGAGAAAAGUCUUCGCAGUCUUACGGUUAUAUUUGGAACAAUGAUUUUUAGUAUAGUGAUUAACUUUUGCAAUUUCCAUGAGAAAAAAGCCUGCUUAUAUUACAAUAUCUACCUAGAAUCCUAAAAUCAACCUUCAGAGGGUCCUUGAAAUAUACAGAAGGCUCUUUGAGAACCCACUUUGAAUUCAAAGUGAUUAAUUCAUUUCAAACACAGAAGUUAAAGCCUUUAUUUAAGAAAGUUUUAAUAGGAAAAAGAAAGAUGGAGUAAGUACUGUUAAGGGCAAGCUAUUAAAAACGAAAAUGUAGAAAUUAUCAAAGCAAUACCACAGAAACUUGUAAAUAAUUAUUAAAAUCUACUUUAAAGAGUAAUUAAUUUCAAAAUGGAAGGAAGCCCAUUCAUAGUCCUGCCUGCAACAAAGUACUGCUGAACUCCGAGCUGACUGGCUUCCAGGUUAUUGUGAAAGUUCAGUUCUGGGAGUUGUUUCCAGCUGCCCUGGGCUUGCAGGAUUUUUACUCUUCUUAUACAGAGCUGGAACCCAUACAGAGCCCUUUCUGUUUCCUGCAGACAGGAAGGCAUCUAGUUCGGUAUGAUGUAUGCUUUGUGUUGAGCUGCUGCUAAUACUGCUGCCAAAUGAAUGCCCAAUAUUGCUUUGCUGAGAGAGGGUAAGCCAGGCUUCUGGCUGUUGCAUUUGUGUGUGUGAAGCAUCGGUGUUAACCUUGCAGGUAUGUGUGGUUAUUGUGAGGAGAUCCCGUGAAUUCUCAGUUGGUUUUCCCCCACUGGCAUAUGGAAAAAAUAUAUACAUUGUGUUCCGUGUAAGGUUUUAUGUCUCUUUUUUCAGUUGGUGUUUCAGAGAAUAUAAAGGAAGAACUUCAAAAUGCUGAAAUCUCUUUUUCUGCUCUCAUGUCCUUGUUAAGAUUCCUUGCUUUUUAUGACGGACUUGCAGUGUGUGCUCGGAUGGAACUGAAAUACAGAUCAUGUGUUCUAAUCUGCUUGUUAUCCUGGUAUGUUCAUACUUGACAGGAAAAGACAAUGCCAACUUUAAUUAAAGAUAAUAUAUUGUUUUCUAA